This is a messenger RNA of Pan troglodytes (chimpanzee), 1551 nucleotides long. RefSeq names its product cyclin dependent kinase 2 associated protein 2 (gene CDK2AP2). Gene Ontology annotation, cellular component: nucleus; microtubule; cytoplasm. The transcript has 4 exons. The coding region runs from base 887 to 1102 and encodes 71 amino acids. Lineage: Eukaryota; Metazoa; Chordata; Mammalia; Primates; Hominidae. The record is from RefSeq and is a predicted model, not a curated record. Gene Ontology annotation, biological process: regulation of microtubule cytoskeleton organization; negative regulation of G1/S transition of mitotic cell cycle.
GUCAAAGCCCUGCGUCCUUCGGCCCCCAGAGCGGAGAAGCGCGCAAGGCAGUGGUGACAGCGGCGACGGCAGCUGCGACAGCAACCCCUGCUGGGCCGAAACUGGGCAGAGCGAAGCAGACGUCUGAAGCAGCGCGAGUGAGGCGCGAGGGUAGCGCCCGCGCCCGGGAAGACCCCUCGGCGCGAACCGGCAGCCCAGCCCCGGGUCCCGAGGCCCCGCCUCUAGGGCCUGGGGACUAAUCGGAUUGAGAGCGCGCCGGCCCGGGCCGCGAACUCGCCAAUUGCGGAGGGCGGUGGCCACCGCCCAAUCCGGAGCAGACAGGUGCGAGGUCCGGAAGGCGGAGGCCAAUCGGCGGCGGUUGCGACCUGCUGGGGCAGGUCUCGGCCAAUAAGGAGGCUCGAGUGACAUCUUCGCGCACCAAUCGGGAGUGAGGGAGCAUUCGUGCCCGCUCGCCCUUCCGGCCAGACCUCUAUUUACCAGGGGCGUGCAGCCCGCUUGCCAAUCAGAGCGCGGCUGAGCGGCCCCGCAGCCAACCCCCGAGGAGCGGCCGGCUGGCGUCCGCCGCGCCCAGGAGUUGGGGAUGUCCUACAAACCCAUCGCCCCUGCUCCCAGCAGCACCCCUGGCUCCAGCACCCCUGGGCCGGGCACCCCGGUCCCUACAGGUGAGGAUCCAGCUCCACCCCUGCUCGCCUGCCGGGCGGUCGAGGUCUCGAAGAGAAGACGGCCUGAGUUCUGCAAUACUGGGCCUGCCGCCUACCCUCGCUGAGCCUCAGUUUGCUGGCCUGUGAAGUGGGCGUGGUCACGAAGCGUCCCGUCGCCGUCGGGCUCAGUGCCAGGAGCCGGCGCUCCUUUUAGACCGCUGUUUAACGACUUUGGACCGCCUUCCAUGGGCUACGUGCAGGCGAUGAAGCCACCCGGCGCCCAGGGCUCCCAGAGCACCUACACGGACCUGCUGUCAGUCAUAGAGGAGAUGGGCAAAGAGAUCCGGCCCACCUAUGCUGGCAGCAAGAGCGCCAUGGAGCGCCUGAAGAGAGGUAUCAUCCAUGCCCGGGCGCUAGUCAGAGAGUGCCUGGCAGAGACAGAGCGGAACGCCCGCACGUAACAGGAAGCGCCUCGGCCUCAGCGUCUGGACCUAUCCGGCCACUGCAGAGCACCCGCUUCUCCCUGGCCUUCAUCCCGAGUUGCACUAACCAUCCUGGGCUUCCUGUCCUGUGUCCCUUGGUGGGUCCCCUCCAGGAACCAAGGAGUGGCCCUCCAGGUGGCAGCACUAAGGACACCCCCCCACAACAAGAGUUAGCAGCGAGGUCCCCAUGAGUCCCACCCAUGACCUGCCGACAGUGUUACCCACCGGAACUUUCUGUGGCCCCUACCGCUCAGCCCUUCCCAGCACUUCUCCCACUUUGUCCCGAGCCUCCUUCUACCCCAGCAGGGGCUCAGGCCUGGCACCUCCCUGCCUUGUGUCCUGAGCCAUAGUGACUCUUUUAUCUGUGUGUCUUUUGCUAAAUAUGCCCUUUUUAUAUUAAUAAAAGAUGAUUUGGAGUUGUGCUCUCA